GUGCUCUUAACACUCUCAAUAAGACAUAUUCAGGGAUUUUGAGCACUUGACAAAGAACUGCAAUUAUAUGAUUGCACUUGUAUGUAUAGUACUUAUGCAUAGGUAGAUAUGUGGGUGCAGACCUGCCCAUUGAGUAUUGAUUGAUUUUCGCUCACUUGUUUAGUACAUUUUGGAUACUUAGGAUUUAAAAGAUUUUUCUUAUUAGAUCUUGAUUUUCAUUAGCAUUGAUAGUAAUCCAUGAUUGAAUUACAAUGAAGUGUUAAUGAGUAAUAAGGAUUUUCUGCUACUUUAGUCGUUGUAUAAUGAAUUCGAGGGAGAAUCAAAUGAAUCUGUAUCGCGUUUCGGCGCAUGGAUUGGGGUGGUGUUCGUCGUGUGGGGCGAUUCCAUUUCCCAUGACGAAUUUGAGGUCAUGGGACAGACCGGAGUAUUGUAUAAGAUCGUGGCAGCCUGUAAGGGUUCCUGCUCAUAUACACUGGAUACCAACAAUUUACGGAACAAACGAAGAACCAUUCAAUAGGAUGGAUCCACCAUGUCCACAAAAUGGGAAGAUUUAUGAUGGGGCAAACGCUCCCUUCAAUGUUAAACAAGAGACAAAGACUGAUAAUGAUCCUGCUAUUGAGAAUCCAGGGGCCUCGCACAACAAUGGUAGGCAGCAAAUCGACGAUAUUGAAAGAGAAGAUUUUGAUGAAGAGAAUAGAAUCCUGAAACAUUGUUCUGGAAUGAUCGUCGAUGGUGAAAUCGAGGCACCUUCACAUUAUUCUGGAAAUCUCUCCAGUGCUAACUCCAGUUUAGCAUCCAGUUCGGAGACUAUUUCUAAUUUUUCCAAUUUAAUACCUCAUGACUAUAGUCUCCCUGGUUGUAGCAAAGAUGGGGAUGAUUCCAAUACUACUAUUAAGAACAUGAUUCAUUCAAAAAAAUAUGUAGUGCAUGAGCAAAAAGAGGAUUUCAUGCAGAAGCUGUUGAAUAAUAAUAUACAAGAAAAGAAAGAUUUUCCUAAGGGAAAACUUUAUAAAGGAGAUAAUUUGGAUUGCGAUAAUGAUGAAGGUUGUGAUAUAGAUGGUGUGAGCGGGCCUUCAGGGAGGACCAGUUCAAACGCGUCGAGUAUAGGAAGCUCUAGUUCAGAUAGCACCAAGGGGUUCAGUGUGCCGUCCACGUCCAAUGCUGAGAAGCUGCUCGGUCUUGACGACAGCAGCAAGAAUGAGCCGGGGAGUUCAAAGUCUCCGAACUACAACUACUGCGAUGGCGAGGAAGAUUCGGACGAGGAGGCCGCAGAAGACACGUGGUGUACGUGCCUGUCCUCCCAUGAGGAUGACGACGAGGAUGAUGAACCAGAAGCUGAACCGGAAAGACUUUGGAGGAAGCGCCGUCAUGAUCCGCACCCACCGCAGACUGUUAAGAAAUUCUGCGGAGAGUCUCCGUCACCAACAUCCUUUGGAUCUGAAGGCUGGCCAACUCCCACCAGCGUCAUAGUACCCAACACUAGUGUCAUCGCCGCGCAAGCACCGCCGGAGAUCAAGUCUUGGCUUAACAGGUUCAGUAACUGGACCAACGUGGAGAAGAUCCAGGCUAUUGAUGAGCUCAUAGGCUGCUGUGCCCCGAGCCAAGUCCGGCACAUGAUGAAGUCCAUUGAACCACUUUUCCAACGAGACUUUAUAUCCCUUCUGCCUAAGGAGCUCGCUCUCACUGUGCUCGGGUAUUUGCAACCCAAGGAUCUGCUGAGAGCUGCUCAAACUUGUCGCUACUGGAAAUUCCUCGCGGAAGACAACCUCUUGUGGAAGGAGCAAUGUCGGCGCAUUGGUAUCACCACCUUGAAGAAGGUGCCUCGUUCCCUGCCCCGCUGCGCCAGUCCUUGGAAGGCAGCAUACAUGCGGCAGUAUCUGAUUGAGAGCAACUGGCUGCAUAAGCCUGUAGCCACGCCUAUUAUCAUGAGGGGACAUGAUGACCACGUGAUCACCUGCCUACAGUUCUAUGGCAAUCGCAUCCUCAGUGGAAGUGACGAUACCACACUAAAAGUGUGGUCGGCCGUCACCGGCAAGUGUUUGCGCACGCUGGUGGGUCACUCCGGCGGCGUAUGGUCCUCCCAGAUGGUGAAUGACCUGGUGAUCAGUGGCUCUACUGACCGAACUCUUCGUGUAUGGAACGCUAAGACUGGACAAUGCCUGAAGGUCCUCGCAGGGCACACUUCGACCGUGCGUUGCAUGCACCUGCAUCAAAACAGAGUGGUAUCUGGAUCCCGCGACGCUACUCUUCGGUUGUGGUCCAUACCUGAUGGCCGUUGUCUCCGUGUUCUCAUCGGUCACUUGGCUGCCGUGCGAUGCGUGCAGUUUGAUGGGAAACUCAUCGUGUCUGGAGCGUACGACUAUUUCGUGAAAGUGUGGAACCCUGAAACCGGUGACUGCUUGCAUACCCUCGCCGGACACACCAACAGGGUGUAUAGCCUGCAGUUUGAUGGCGUUCAUGUGGUGAGCGGCUCUUUGGAUACUUCUAUCCGGGUGUGGGAUGUAGAAACUGGACAACUCAAGCAUACCCUGACUGGCCACCAGUCUCUGACGUCGGGUAUGGAACUGCAUUCCAAUAUCCUGGUGUCUGGUAAUGCCGACUCCACUGUCAAGGUCUGGGAUAUAACCACGGGGCACUGCCUUCACACCUUGUCCGGUCCCAACAAGCACCAGUCAGCGGUCACCUGCCUUCAGUCGAGCAACCGGUUCGUUAUCACCUCUUCGGAUGAUGGCACUGUCAAGUUAUGGGAUGUCCACACGGGAGAGUUUAUCCGAAAUCUGGUGGUAUUAGGUUCCGGUGGUUCGGGUGGUGUUGUUUGGCGUAUUCGUGCUUCUGCUACCAAACUUAUCUGUGCCGUCGGUUCGCGCAAUGGCACAGAGGAAACCAAGCUACUCGUUCUUGACUUCGAUGUGCCUGGGGCUUGCCGUAAGUGCGACGAAUAGCAACGACUGAACCGACGCCUCUUGCGUCGCUACGCAAACCUCUACGCGCCUUGGCACUGUUAAAGUGCAUCUUAGUGUCUGUGUCGGUCCUUAACGUGGCUGCUUGCGUCCUAUAGUUUGUCCCUUUUUUAUAAUCCCAUCUGGAUUUGUUGGAAGGAUAAGUGUGAAUCUUGCGUAUGGUCCUGUGAUGCUGUAUAAGUCAUAGAGCCCAUUUGGACGUGAUAUGUAGCAUAGUGUUAUAACUUAUACAGCAUGACAACGGCCUUAGUAUUUAACACAAACUGACGCUAUAACAGCAGCAUAAUAUAAAUCCCCACCAGGCCAUGACGGUAACGGACAAAUACUUAUUCGACCUGGAGAAUGGUAUAUUUUAAUCUAGUAGUUUAUGACGCGGCUCACCCAUAGCAGCCAAAAGCAUCACAUUAUGUAAGAUUAAAUCGAUUUUUUCGGGUCACAAGUCCUUUACCGUCUUAUAGUGUUGUAAAGCAUGAUUCGACAGAGAUUGAUAAUAAACUUUAGCUCUUUAAUUGAUAUUCCAUGACACCGACAUACGUCACUUGCCAUUAUAGGUCUAUGGAUGUCAAACGAAAGAAAUAAAGUCUGCAAUUUAGGAGUGUAAGCACUUUAGAAUCUCAUACUGAAGACCGCGUAUUAGAUGUCAUCGGUACACAGUGGUGCAUAUCAUAAAAUUAGUGUAACCGAUGAUAGCGUUCUGUCGAAUGAUGCGUUGCGACGCGCGACGGCCGACCAACACAGCGAUGACGAGAGAGGCGAGGUUCAGUCGGCUGCUAUCACUCGGUGCUGCAGAGUCAGCAUGAAGGUCGUACGAGGAGACGCGGGAGAGUGAAAGUGUACCGUCGACGUGGCAAGGGGAUCAGUUGUACCCACCGGACUGUUUUUGCGCAACGUGCAAAUGGACUUAUUUUACUUACUAUAGUCUUGCGUAACUCAGGUAUCCACGAUGUACUCAUAUGAUAAAUAAUCAAUUCAAUACCAUUACUAUAGUUCUAGUUGUUAAAAUGUUCAGUAGAUAAAAAUGGUGGCUAAACAACCAUGUCGCAUUGCCAAAUUCCUUUAUUUUUUACUCUGUGUUCCAAAGAGAUGAAAAUCGGAAUUAGAUGUUAAGUCUAUUUUUUUAUUUUAAUUUUUAAGAUGCUUCUCCGUGAUGUGUAAAACUCGGCACAGUAUAUUUUUUUUUAUUGUUAUUUUAAUCAUUUGACUCCUUAACUGUUUAAUUUCAGUUAAGAUAAUUAAAUUAUGUAUGAUUAUUUUAUUUUAUUUUAUUGAUAUUUGCAAUAAUGGUUAAAUGUAGGAUACAUUUAUUUUAUUUUUCUUUGUCUUUGGGCACCUGUUUCCCAAAAUUCAUGUUAAUUUUAUUUAUAAUAACUAGCGUGACACAUCCCACGUGAAUAUACUUAAAAAAGAUUUGCUAGGCUCAAGUCACAGAUUGACGGUCCCUCAUGACCAGCGUGCGCGGUCACUGGCACUGACAUUACUGGCAUCGAAACUAGUAGAGCUAUUCUCAGUAUAUUCACGUGAGAGUCCGUAAUUUUUAGUUAAUUUUAUUGAUAAUUGACU
Spodoptera litura is the source of this 4520-nucleotide messenger RNA. It is a transcript of the gene ago, whose product is annotated as F-box and WD-40 domain protein 7. Gene Ontology annotation, molecular function: ubiquitin binding. The record is from RefSeq and is a predicted model, not a curated record. Gene Ontology annotation, biological process: proteasome-mediated ubiquitin-dependent protein catabolic process; ubiquitin recycling. Gene Ontology annotation, cellular component: cytoplasm; nucleus. NCBI's taxonomy places the organism in Eukaryota, Metazoa, Arthropoda, Insecta, Lepidoptera, Noctuidae.